CCACAAUUCCAUGAAAUCCAAGAUGUCAGCUUCCAUGUAAACAACAAAACAAAUGUCAAAUAAAAGAUGAGUUCUAGUAGUGAUAAAAGAAGAAGGGCCCGAGUGCAGGGUGGAUGGGCUGCACCUCAAAGGCCCAAGAAGUCAUCUGCAUCGUCCAGCGCACCUUCUGAGCCAGAAAAAUCGAGAAUUUACGAAGGUCAGGCAUGGAUGGGCAAAAUCGUCGACCAACCCACCACAGGCAAAAAGUUCAUCUACAGAGAGCCAGAAGAAGAAAUCCGUGUGAAGCCUCCUGAUAAAGUCAUCACAAAGCCUGGUGUGUAUGACAUCAGUGAAAGUGAGAUUGGAACAUCCAGAUUACGCUUUUUCCCAGAAUUCAUUGAGUCAAAGGAGGCUGACUGGUUUUAUGACCAGUUUUAUCAAGACUUGCCCUGGAGACAGAGGUCUGAUGUGAAGAAUGGGGAGUCUUACUUACAGCCACGGCUGACGGCUUGGUUUGGGGAGCACCCCUACUCAUACUCUGGAGUUACCCACGAUAAAAACUCAGAGAUGACUCCUGCAUUACGGCACCUCAAAGCAAGACUGGAGGAGGCGACAGGAUAUAAGUUUAAUUCUGUCUUGGCCAAUCUGUACCGAGAUGGCCAUGACCAUGUUCCAUGGCACUCAGAUGAUGAAAAAUCACUUCGUUCACAGCCAACUAUUGCUUCCCUGUCAUUUGGAGACACAAGAAACUUUGAACUGAGAAAAAAAGCACCUCCUGGAGAGGAUGCUAACUAUGAGUAUGCUCAGCAUGUCAGCAUGCCCCUGAAUCAAGGCAGUUUGCUCAUCAUGGAGGGAGCUGUACAAGAAGACUGGCAGCAUCGGAUCCCGAGAGAGUAUCAUGACAGAGGUCCACGAAUAAAUUUAACCUUUAGGAUUAUCUAUCCUGACUGAGUGAAGAGAACAGUUGUGAUCUAAGACUGUGAUGUGAAACUGGCAUAUUUUCUGAUGUAGUAUUGCUUUGUAAAUAAAUACAUGUAUGGUUCAUGUGUGAAAAGGAAGAUUAUUAACUCAGAUAAAAUAAGUUUUUGUCUUCGAACAGUUGAGAAACUUGUGACCUGUGUUAUUAUCAUCUGAGAAUUGUUUAAGAUGGUCAUGAGCCUUGUCUUUCAGCUGUAAUGUUGUAUCCCCCGUGUCCGAAGCAGAAAGCAAUGUUAGGUAAAUGUUAAGGGUGAUAUCUUGAAAAAAAACUGCAUGUAUUGAGCUCAGGUUUUGCAUAGUACAAGUAAAACACAAUAAUAUGAAUGGGAUGGUCCGUAUUUGUUUUUUAAUGAACAAAACUUUAAAAAAUUCGGUAAAUGUUAAAUGUUAGGGUUGUUAUCUAAAA
Liolophura sinensis is the source of this 1363-nucleotide messenger RNA. RefSeq names its product alpha-ketoglutarate-dependent dioxygenase alkB homolog 3-like. Lineage: Eukaryota; Metazoa; Mollusca; Polyplacophora; Chitonida; Chitonidae. The coding region runs from base 67 to 930 and encodes 287 amino acids. The transcript has 7 exons. The record is from RefSeq and is a predicted model, not a curated record. Gene Ontology annotation, molecular function: dioxygenase activity. Gene Ontology annotation, biological process: DNA alkylation repair. Gene Ontology annotation, cellular component: nucleoplasm; mitochondrion.